UCACCGGGACUGUGUGCACAGGUAUUGGCCUUAUUUACAAGUAUUCUCUACAUAACCAAGAUACCUAAUAGGUAUUGAAUUGAUAAGACCAGAGAACUUAUAAUAAUUGACUGGGAACUGAUGCAACUUCGAUUUUAUUUCUACCACCGUCUACUUCCUUGUAGUGAAAGAAGUUUCCCCUCGUCGUCAUCCAUCAGGUGUUCACCGAAGCGACGCUUGAAGGUGUACCAGUGGCAAGGAUGCAGAGUGGCACCAAUAUUAGGAGAAUAAAAGCCUGCUUGCAAAACAAUGUUUCCGAAAGGAAUUAUGACCCUGAGGAUCAAUGCGGAACCAACGGAUGCAGUGUCGUGAAAAAGAAACCCGAAGUGAGCUUUUACCUGCUACACGAAGGCGUCGGAGUCGCACUGGUGACUGUAUUUAUUCUGGUGCUGUGGGGACUUGUUCAUUUAUCAUUACAGCAACUUGUCUUUGGAAAAGCUACUGGCGAGUUCAAUGCUGUCAGGGCAAGGGAGCACCUGGAGCGCAUCACCAGCGUCGGUCCCCGUCCCGUGGGCAGCCAAGAGAACGAGGUCCUAACGGUGAACUUCCUGCUGGAGCAGAUAGAGCACAUCAAGGCCAUUAGCGCCUCAGGACCCAACUCUGUCACUGUGGACGUACAGAGACCCACAGGCUCCUACAAGAUCCCGGGAGGAUUCACAUCCUACUGUAAGGUCAGCAACAUUGCUGUCCGUCUGGAGCCCAAGGCUGGGGCUCAGCACCUCAUGCUGGCCAAUUGCCACUUUGAUACUGUGGCCAACAGUCCAGGUGCAAGUGAUGAUGCGGUGAGCUGUGCGGUGAUGUUGGAGGUGAUCAGCUCCCUGGCCAAUCUGUCCACUCCUUUACGACACGGGGUGGUGUUCCUCUUCAACGGAGCAGAGGAGACCAUGCUGCAGGGGAGUCAUGGCUUCAUCACUCAGCAUCCCUGGGCCAAGCAGGUCCGAGCCUUCAUCAACCUGGAGGCAGUGGGGGUGGGGGGCAAAGAGCUGGUGUUCCAGACAGGUCCUGAGAAUCCCUGGUUGAUCCAGGCCUAUAACCAUGCUGCCAAACAUCCCUUUGCUUCUGUGGUGGGACAGGAAAUCUUCCAGAGCAGGUUGAUCCCAUCCGACACAGACUUCCGCAUCUACAGGGACUUUGGAAACAUUCCAGGCAUUGAUUUAGCCUUCAUUGAGAACGGCUUCAUCUACCACACCAAAUACGACACACCCGACAGGAUACUGACAGACUCCAUCCAGAGGGCGGGUGACAACAUCCUGGCAGUACUGAAGCACCUGGUCAUGUCUAAGGAGCUGGCGGACCCGUCCGAGUAUGCCCAUGGCAACAUGGUGUUCUUUGACCUGCUUGGCAUGGUGGUGGUGGCGUACCCGGAACAUGUUGGCACCAUCAUCAACUACACGACUGCCAUAGCAACCUUCCUCUACCUGUUGAAGAAGUGCCUCCAUCCCAGCAACGUGGGAGGUCGUUACGUGAAGGAGUUGGCAUGUGCCACGGUGGCGGUCAUCCUCAGCUGGUUGGUCACUCUGCUGACCGUGGUCUUUAUAGCCUUUGUGGUGUCACUGAUGGGACGAUCCAUGUUCUGGUACAACAACUUCUACACCUGCAUGUUUAUGUACGGUUCUGCUGCCACUGGGAUGAUGGUCCUCUUCCACACACUUUCCAAGAACCUCUAUGGGGUGAGCUGUGUGUGUGGGUGGGCGUGCGGUGCGUGGCCCACACUGGUCAAGAACCUCCUGUACGGGGGUGCGCGUCGUCUGGAGGUGGGGGAGCUCUACUUUGACGUGAGCCUGCUGCUGUGGUGUGGCGCACUGGUUUACUUCACAGCUAACGGCCUCUGCUCUGCCUACGUCCCCAUGCUCAUGGUGGCCUUCCCUCUGGCCACCAAGCUGCUCCUCGCCAGGGAGUUCAAACUCCGAGGUGCUUCGGUGAAGUACUCUGUGCUCUACCAGCUGGGUCUGGCUUUGCCCUACGUCCACUUCAUGUUCCUGAUCUGGUUGGUGUUUGAGGUCUUCACGCCCACCCUGGGAAGGAGCAACACAUACCCUGCUGAUGUGGUCCUGGCCACCAUCGUCACCCUCACCAUACUCUUCUUCUCCUCCUUCUUUCUCCACUUUAUCUAUCUGGCCAGGUCUACUAAGUGGCUGUUGGCAGGUCUGGGAACAGUGUUUACUGUGUUUCUGUUGCUUGUAUCCUGUGGUAUGUUCUUCCCCUACACAGCAGACCCCUCUGGUCCACGCCCCAAACGGGUCUUCAUCCAGCACACCACUCGUAUCGUCCAUGGUCUGGACGGCCAGGUGGAGAGUAGAGACUCAGGUCUGUGGAUCAACAGCUUUGACUACACUGGCAUGCAGCACAUCACGCCUAUCAUACCAGAGAUCAAUGAUACCAUCAUGACCAAUUGUCAGGAGGACAGGCCUUUCUGUGGCUACCCCUGGUUCCGAUCUGAUAAGAAUAACUGGUACCUCCCAGCCCCUGAGGUCUUUCCCAAGUCUCCUGUGGAGUUUCAGCUCCUUUCUAAAGAGGAGACAAAAUGGGGAACAGUUAAGAUGACUUUUGAAGUCAAAGGUCCCAGCCACAUGUCCCUCUACCUCAUGCCCCACCGAGGAGCCUCUCUGUCUAGCUGGUGGUUUGGGGACGGCACCCCCCAGUUAUACCUGGCUAGAGAGUAUUUCAUAUUCUACACCCAUGGCCUGGACGCCCCCGCCUGGAACUUCUGGUUCGAAAUACAGCCUCCCAGAGAGGAGGGCCCAGAGGGGAUGAUCUCAGUAGCCAUCUCAUCUCACUAUUACUUUGGAGAGGACCAGAGGACUGUUCAGCUAGACGACAUGCUACAGAGGUUCCCCAAGUGGGCCUUCCCCUCUUCCUGGGUCUCCACCUAUCACAUGUACCGAUACUGAGAUAAUGUGCCCGUUGUUGAGCCUGCUUCCCCUCCACUCCAACACACUGAAACAGACACAGAUGGCAGACACACGGACAUGCACGUACCCAGUUCCCUGGCAUAUUCAAGAGAACCUCACCAUCACUUUGUCAAUAAGCUAGUUGCUAACAGGAGAGCCACUUAAGCCAAGCAUCCUUUUUUAUACAGUAUAAAGUAACAGGUAGGACUAACUUACUGACAAGGGCAUGGUCCCCCGGAGUUCUUCCUUUCUUUGUGGGGAUAGAGAUAAUUAGGGCAUUGUUUUUUUUUUAACUCUCUCUGCCUAACUGUUUUGUAUCUAUUCUACCUCCUGCCAGCUCUGUCAACAAGCACGAGGUCAAAAGCAUCAUUCUCUAGCGUCACUAUCUAUAUUUUCAGGAAAGGCUACAGUGCCUUAGAUGGAUGGUUAUAGCUCUAACAUCUCUGGUUCUGACCUUUCCAGGGCCAAGCUUAAAGGGAAAAUUCACUUAUUUUACAUUUCC
Messenger RNA from Salvelinus namaycush (lake trout), 3432 nucleotides. Its product is annotated as endoplasmic reticulum metallopeptidase 1-like. Bases 240 to 2930 code for a protein of 896 amino acids. Gene Ontology annotation, molecular function: metalloexopeptidase activity. Gene Ontology annotation, biological process: proteolysis. The transcript has 16 exons. Lineage: Eukaryota; Metazoa; Chordata; Actinopteri; Salmoniformes; Salmonidae. The record is from RefSeq and is a predicted model, not a curated record.